CUGCGCUUGGUGUGCGUGAAGAAAGCAGAAUCCUCGAAAUGUGUGAAGAAGUCACCGCCUAUGGGUCUUAAUCUCUGCACAUCUUCUUUGUUAGGUCCAUCACACAAGGACCACAGACAAAGGCGCAUGAAGGCAACUGAAUCGACCGUGCGCCCACUGCUCAUUUGCGGUAGUCCCGAGUUUUCCCAGCAAACUUCUGUUUCCCUCACUUGUUCACCUACUUUCCGUCGAUUCGGGAUCUUCACAUUCUUCGUUCACCGUUGACCGAAGUGUAAGGACUAUUACAGACUUCGCUGUUAAUGAACUCGCCUGCUGCCCGCUGCCGCUCUGUACCUAAAUUUCGUGUGCGAGGAGGCCUGCGAGAAAAGGCACGGACGCCGUCGUCAGUGUCCUCACUCUUCCGGAGAGCAUUGCGUCCUUUCCGCGAAAUCGUGUAUGCUCCUUUUUGUUGGUUACUCAAAACACAUCUUCCUGCGUGCAUGCCCGCGGGACUGUAGAUGUGUGCAGCUUUCGACGACAACCGCGAGAACGCAGACGAGGAUGUGUGCUGAAAAACAGGAAAUAUCAACACAGACAAUGCCCGUGUGUCUGACUUUAUUUCUGUGUGACGAAACUCUGUAAGUAAAGGAAGGCGCGGUGGAACGCGUCCAGGGGCUUCUUCUCGGCUUGUCGUCCGGAGCUCGCCUUUCUCGGAUAAGCGUCGCAUGUAUGAACACAUUCCCUCAUGCUCCCUCUUGUUUUUCCUUCAAGUUUUUCAUAAAACUCUGAAGCUGUGCACUGACUCUGUGCUGUUUCGGUUCCUAGGUUGUUCUUUGUCGUUUCGGGAGGUUGUGCCUUCUGGAUACUCUUUGCCGACGAAAUAGGCGCCGAGAAAACUUUUGUCUCGUGUAGAGUCAAGCGCCCUACAACGAAAGAGUCAUGUUCGCUUUCGGUUUUUAAGAAUUCGCCUUCUUGUUUCCGGUUCCUUCGCCAUGAAUCCUUGCGUAGCUCCUUCGUCCCCUGCUCCUUCCUCUGCUACUUCCCCUACUUCCUGUUCUGCUUCGUGCGCUUGUGGCAGCUCUAGUCUUUGCUCUUCUCGCUGUUUUUCACGAUCUGUCUGUUUCUCUCCGCCUGCCGCUAUGUCGUGUGACGUUCAUUCUUUCUCCCGAGUGAGGCCAGGAUGCCUGUCUACGUUGCUUCUAGCCGCGUCGCGCGUCCGGAAUGAGACAGCGGCUUACAGUUGUAGCAGCAGUCGAAGACGGCGAGUUUCGCGACGGUCGAAGAGGCUGUGUGCACCCUCUGCACUUUUGCUCUUCUUCUUUCUUUCGCUGAGCUGCUUGGGAGGACAAGGCACAAGCGCGAGAGAAAAAGACGAGAGGUACUCAAACGUGAAGUCGUCGAGGGAGAGACAUGCAGAGUCGCGAAAACACACAACCAACGGUGUUUGUCUCCCCUCAAUGGGCUUUCUGCCUGACGUCCCUCGAGACCGCCGGGACGAGGUUUUCUUGGCUUGCCACGAGCACGAAAGCAACACGUGCUGCCAGCGCAGAGACACAGAGUCCAUCUUGCGACGCCUCGCGUUCUACUUCACCCCUGAAGCGGUCAAAUCCGACGUUUCCUUCCCUCCGAAGAACUGCGCGUCUUUCACUUCUGCUGCACUGUGUUCCAAGUGCGACGCGCGAGUAGGCGUCGGGAAAAUGACAAGGAAGAACGCUCCUCUUCUCUGUCGCUCUUUCUGCGAACGAUGGUAUCAUGCAUGUGAAAACGACUACUUCGCCCCCGCCCCUUCGGGAAGCCCUCAAGCUCUUACCUUCUGCUAUCCGGACUCGGUAAUUUGCUCCCCUCUGCGCGAUGUCGCUCGCGACGGAGCCACCUUCUGCUCCAAACUGGGCUUCGAGGUGGCCGGUCUCGACCGCGAAGAGAGCGCCGAACAGGAAGAAGAGGAGGACGCGGCUGCGUGCUACGACGGAGUCCCUGCGGCGGCGCUGUUCGGUCCGGCCCCGAAGCCGCCGCGGACGGACGGUUCGGGCGCGUACGGCUCUUACGGGCGCCAGACGUGGCGGCACUAUUUGUUGUGGCUGCAGUAUCGUCUGUCCCGCUGCAUCGAGGCACUGGUCCCGCGUCCCGAGUUCUGGCUGUUUGCUUUCCUCUGCUUGUACUUUGUCGGAAAGGUUUUCGGGGCGCUCCGGAGCAUCGUCGACCGCGCCGCCUUCCAGGGCGCAGGCCACCAGUUGGGCUCUGCUCCAGGCUACGCGUGGGCGUCUGAGGGCGCGACGAGUGCGGAGGCUUCUGAACAGCACGGCGGUCUCGGCGGAAAGCUGAGGAUGAGGGGAGUCUCUUCUGCAGAGGAGACAGUCUCCUCGCCGUGUUCGCCCUUGCACGACGAGAGACAGAACGAAGCCUCAAAGCGAGCUGCCGCGGCCGCUGAAGCCCGGUGGGCCCAACGAGGCGGACAGCCGAGCGCAUGCAGAGUGAGAAACGUUUUCCCGCCUUCGUCGCGGAUGGGAGGAAGCGACGACGAAGAAGAAGUCUUGAGUACAGAAGCAGUCAGAGAAAUCCUGGCGGGACGCUAGGCGAGUCCUGGUCCUCGGGUAUGCGUGUGGGAAGCCGACUGCCCCCAUAAAGGACCGUUUUGUUGACAAAUGCCUUCUCGCCGUGCGCUGCGAGGAGGACUCCGAAAGCGAUGGGAGACAGCAAAGCGGGUGGUGUCCCCAGAACGAAGCGGACCGUCGUGGCUGGGUGAACGAGUCACGCUUCACAACGGCAGUCCGCGCAGGCUCUCUCAAUUUCCAUGAACAGAGGAGCAUGGGGAAAAGGCGUCUGCGAUGGUUUUCGGAACUCAGAACGGCGAGCAAGUGACCGGGGGGAACUGAAAGGAUAGCGGCGCUCGCGGGAAGGUUUCAUCGUUCCAGUUUUUCGUUUGUGAUAGAGGGGGUGAUGGCGCUAAAGCAAAAGUGCGAGUGGAGAGAUGUAGCGUUCCUGGGGGAGAAGAGAGAACGAGACGGGAUCGAACUGGACGGGCGAGGUGGUUUCGAGGAAGCAGGAGAUGUCGAGCUCGAGUGUUGGCCGGCUCGUUGAAUGCCAGGUGGUGAGCAACUCGCCACGCACAUGUUUGUAAGAUCAGAAGGGAAGAAAAGACGAAAAGAAAGGCAGUGCUGCGGAGACAGAGUGCACGCUAGCACACACACAAAAGGCGAAUGGUGCCUGCGCGAAGUGUCUACCCCACGUGGCUGACAAAUCUCCUUAAAGUCGCCGGGGGGGAAGAUUUAUCCGUUGCGCCCGACCCUUUCGAUCUGCCUCGCUUUCUGGAUGCCGCUUUUCGGCUUGCUUCGUUGAUUUAAGAAAAACGGAUUUUCUACACUCACAGAAACGCUUCUGCUGGAAUCGUCAGUGGCCGCUGUGGAGCUGAGUUCACAGAUCGUGACAUCGUUUUGACUCCAACUCUCACAUUUCUUUUUCGUACAGAAGAAACGCGCUGCCUGUACCUCUCGACCCUACGCCAAUUGUUCUUCGACUCCCUUUCGAUGCAUAGUUACUUGUAUAGACAAGGAGAGAUUUUGGUGAACGCUCUUCAUGAGCUUCUUCACGUGAUGCUGUCUUGCUGAGGUUCUGCGCGAAUCUGGGGUGCGGGCUUGAACUGGAACAGAAGCCGAGGAUAUCACGGAAGAGUUGUACGUGUUUUCUGAGAUUCCCCAGUUUUCCGCUCUUUUCUUCCGAGAGAAUCGUCUGCCCGUAUCGCUGACAGUGACGUGGAGUGAGUCGGAAGUAUUUGCCGUUUGCCAGGGAACGGGGG
Messenger RNA from Toxoplasma gondii ME49, 3772 nucleotides. RefSeq lists its product as hypothetical. The transcript is spliced from 7 exons. Lineage: Eukaryota; Apicomplexa; Conoidasida; Eucoccidiorida; Sarcocystidae. The record is from RefSeq and is a predicted model, not a curated record. Bases 972 to 2552 code for a protein of 526 amino acids.